UUCUACCAUUGUGAUGGGUGAGGCUGAGGUUCAUGAAGAAGUUACCAGUCCGGUAAACGAAGAGUUUGCCGAGGAUGAGAUUUCUGAUGGGGAAGAACGUAUUGAUACUACCCCCUAAUGUCGAGGAGGAGAUUGGUGCGGGUUUUGAAGGUGAUGGAGGAAAUAAUGUCGCGAUAGCUGAUGGCAGUGUUAUCGCUGAUAUGUCAGUCCCUGCUGGUGAUGCUGCGGGAACUCUCCACACCAUGUCUCAAGAGUUCUCUUUUGACCGGGUUUAUUCCGCAGGGGAUCUCCUUGACGAUGCUCUUGAUUUUCCUGAAGACUUCUCUCUACUCUCCCCCAAUGAUGAUUGGGAUGUGCUCGGGGGGUCUGGUAAGGAAGACGUUGUUGUUCAGGAUGGAGGCGCGGGUGAUCACGAUGUGUGUGUUGAUGCCGAAACUUGUGUUGAUGAGGCAAUAUCAGCCAAGGGGAAGUCUGUGGUUGAUUCGCCUUCCGAGGAUUUCCCUCAUUCGCUGACAUUUGAGGGUGAGGACGCCAUAAUGGAUUGGCUUAAGAAAAGGGGUUUGUUGUUUGUCCCUCAUCCUGCCCCGGUGGUUGCUGGUGAAAAUGAUUCCGAUGCUUAUACCUGUCGGAUGAUGGAACUGUCUUCCAAGGCGCGGGUAUCUGAGAUGUGGGGGAAAAGUUUGAGUGUUCCCGAAGCUACCCUUGUACCGGAGCCUCAUACUUCUGUCGAGGAUAUGAUGGCCAUAGCCGACGGUUACCAAUAUGGUUUUCCUCAGCAGCGUGUCUUGGAGAUGAUGAGGAGUGACCAUUGUAACCAUGUGUUGUAUCAAUUCUUUAAGGCGAAAUCUUUGAAGCUGGAGGCUAAGCUUCGUCACAGAGAAAAGGAAUUAUCUGCGGCUGAGGUAGAAAUAGAAGAACUGAAGAGAAGCCUUGAAGAGAAAGAAAGGUUGGGUGAAGCGGAGGCUGGGCUUCGUUCAGAGCUGCUGUCGUUCGCGCUGAGUUAGAGCAAACUCGCGGCCAAGUUUCAACUUUCACAGUGGGUGGCGUCCCCGAGUUGAUAUGGCUUCGAAACGAAAGGGCACGGCAAAAAUCUCGUAUCAAAGAGCUGGUCGAGAAAAUUAAGAGUGAAGCCAAAAAGUGGGACGCUCGGGCUGAGGUAUGGCGCGCAGGGCAUGUUCAAAUGGU
This is a messenger RNA of Papaver somniferum (opium poppy), 1185 nucleotides long. RefSeq lists its product as uncharacterized. The transcript is spliced from 3 exons. Bases 75 to 1004 code for a protein of 309 amino acids. The record is from RefSeq and is a predicted model, not a curated record. NCBI's taxonomy places the organism in Eukaryota, Viridiplantae, Streptophyta, Magnoliopsida, Ranunculales, Papaveraceae.